Theobroma umbraticum is the source of this 1692-nucleotide messenger RNA. RefSeq lists its product as uncharacterized. NCBI's taxonomy places the organism in Eukaryota, Viridiplantae, Streptophyta, Magnoliopsida, Malvales, Malvaceae. The record is from RefSeq and is a predicted model, not a curated record.
AUGGCGGAUCAUCAAGAGAGUUCUGAAGUUCAAAGCAACCAAGAACUGCAGGGACCAACGACAUCGAAUGAUCAGGAGAUAAACAGGUUGACCUCGGACGAGCAUGACAUUUCCUUGAAGAUGGAAAGAGCCAGGGAAGCUAACAGGACUUAUUCGAGGCUCGAGCCUAAGCCUGAGAGACAGGAAAUUUGGGCUUGGUAUGCAUAUGAACUCUGCUCUUACUUCGUUCAUACAGCUCUUAUACCUAUAGUGUUUUCUCUCAUCAUCGGUCAAAUUGUUGAUUUACCUUCUGAGCCACCUCGGGGAUGGAGUAAGAGCAACAAGGGCUUGACUUGCAAGAUCAGUGAAAUGCAACUGUACGAGCGACUUACACGUCGUUCAAUACCGAUUGGCGAUUCAAAAGUCUCCCCGUUGGAGUGGACUUCGAUCUCUUGGGCAAUCGGCCUAAUUCUGGCUGGCCCCGCUCUCCGUUUCAUUUCCAUCAAACUUGACCACGGCCGGAACCAGCAAGUCAUUGCUGGAGCUGCAAUAGCCAUCGGGUCAUUCUUUUGCCUACCGGUUGGGUUCUUCAAAGUCACAUGGAUCUUCCCGCUAUAUAUUGCUCCAAUCGUGGUUGCCAUGACCGUGGCUACUGCCUCCCACACCCGCCAUCAUGGCCUGAUGAUCCGAGGCUUCACAGGACCGAUCCUUCAAAGACAUCAAUUCCCAGUUAGAAGAGGUGUCUCGAGUUGGCUGUCGUUCUAUGCAACCGCUGCUGGUUGCCUGGGUUCAGCUGUGAUAGCAGCAUUUGUGUAUUAUAUGCUUCGAAUUCGUGACACAUUUACCGGCCUGUGGGUUGUCUCCAUUUUUAGUGGACUCAAAUGGCUAGCUGGAAUAGUUCACGUACUUACCUUAAGGCAUGGGGCAACCGUUUCCUCUACUCUACCAAAAGACCAUUUUCUCACCGUUUUUAAGUAUCAUCAUGGAGUUGGAAGCCUCAUAGUUGUUGGUCUUUCAUCAUUCACAUCAAUGUGCAUUUUCACGGGAGGGCUACUCUAUUUAGUCGGCGAACUCUGCCUCAAGCCUGUGUUCUUGCUCUACUUCUGGCUGAUUUAUUUCAUUUUCCCCUCGGUUUCUCUGCCAUUAUUGCAACCGCUUCAGCUUGCCUUAAAGACAAAUGCUGUGAAAAUGCAUCUACUUGGACUCAUCUUAUCACUAAUAACUUCAGGGACAGGUUUCCAUUUUCGGAAUGACAACUGGCAGAAACAUCACAUCCUGAUUUUCGCCGCACUGCAAAGCACGUCGACAGGAGUCUUGCAUGCCUUCGGACGAGUUUUACUGACUGACUGUUCACCAGUCGGGAAAGAAGGUGCGUUUGCAAUCUGGUACUCUUGGGUGAAAAUGGUGGGAACUUGUUUAGGCUUUGCGCUAGCGUCAGGAGCAGCCGCUGGAAACGUCGGAACUUCCUUCGGAAUCGCGUUCUGCACCGCCGCUGGUGCGAUGUUAAUCUCAAUUUAUGGGAACAUCAGCGAAGUGGCAGGCGCUGUAGCCGCAGGGCUUAUUGCUGAAGAGGGUGAGACGGUUUCUUCACUCCCAACCCUAAGCGGCUUGGAUGAUAGCAAUCUCAAUAUCAAUGGCGAUGACAGUCCAAAGAAACAGCCCGCGCCCGUGGGUGAGGAAGUGCGUAGGAGGGUAAAAGAAAGAAUAAAUUAA